Molecule: messenger RNA, 741 nt
Organism: Iphiclides podalirius (scarce swallowtail)
Lineage: Eukaryota; Metazoa; Arthropoda; Insecta; Lepidoptera; Papilionidae
Source: the annotation of a GenBank genome assembly
AUGGAAGAACUGAACAGAACACAGAACACAGAACUGAACAGAACACAGAACACAGAACUGAACUAUUUGAAGAAAACUGGCCACCGCGUACCGCGCGGGAGCAACCAGAGUGGUGCCAGCCACUGGCAGCUCACCGGCAACGUCCAAGUCACCCGCACCGGUUCCCCCAUACGCCCCGGCCACUUCGGCACCGCUCCAACCAUGACCGGAACUCCUCAGCUCGUAGCCCAGCCCACGUCCACACCCGACAAUGUGAACGGUGAUUGCUUCCUACGAAAUUCAUACAAUGCGGCGCCGUGCGGGUGUGGUCAGGGGUACAUAGAGUACCCGCUGCCGACGCCGUGGUUGGGUAGCACAUGCGGAGCGGGCUUCGAGUCCGGGGUGGUGCCUGCCUCUGACGGUGGGGGCUUCGCGGUGAGGAGCGCCUCGCCCGUACCGCCUAGCGGAGUGUCGGUGUUGUCGGAGAACGAGUAUUCCGGUGCCCUGGCCGUAGUGGGCCAGGUGCCCUUCCUGGGCACAGCGUACUUGGAGAGCGCGGUGCCAUCCGCAGGCGCCGGGGCCGUUACCUACGGCUGCGGCUACGACGACGUGCGCAUCAUUAGCGAGGAGGGCGCCGCCCCUGGCGUCCUCUCGGGCGCAGGCUGUGCUGCUUUACCUGGCGCCGGCGCCCCUUGGGCCACCAAUUUAGGCCACAUAAAUGGAUGGGGUAACUGCGGCUGCGGCCGAGGAUUAUCGGCUCUU